CUCGAAAGACAUCACAUGAGCUCCUCUUUACAGGAACUACACCGUGGGUUUCUCCUCUUCAGGGCAAGUGUUGAGAACUGCGAGGCACGCUCAGGUGGUUUUUGUGACACUAUGAAAUGGGCCAGAUGUGAUGGAUCACCAUGCCAGUGUACUCUUCAGUUUUCUUCAUUUUUAAAGCAACCGAUUGAUUGUACAAAAUUGAUUCCCAAGUGCUAUCUCAUGAAAGCAGAGAUGUAUCGUGCCAGGAACAACAUGAGCACAAGAUCCAUUGGUGGGAAACCUGUAGAAACUGCCUUUGUGGACAAUGAUGGCUUCUAUGACCCAGAGUGUGAGAGCGAUGGAAAGUUCAAGGCAAUCCAGUGUAACGGCACUGACGUGUGCUGGUGUGUGAACAGUGCUGGUGUGCGCAGAAGUGACAAGGGAGACAAGAACAUCAAGUGUGAUCCUGUGGAGACCUAUUGGGUUCGCCUGGAGCUGAAGCAUAAAGAUGGUCCUGUUGCUCUUGAUGCUACCAAACUGAAGAUUGGGAUUGAGAAUGCUUUGCUGGAACGUUACAAGUUGCAUAAGAAAUUUGUGUCUGAGGUUCAGUACGACAAAGAUGGUCGUCUCAUUGUUGUGGAUGUUAAAAAAGAAAAGGGGGAAAAUGUUACAGACCUGUCCCUCAUGACUUACUACAUGGAGAAGGAUAUCAAAAUUACACCCCUCUUUUAUGAUGAAAGUAAACCAUUUGAAGUCAAUGUUGAGGGAACAAAAGUGUCCAUGGAGAACAUCCUGGUGUACUAUGUAGAUGAAGUGGUGCCCACCUUCUUCAAACAGAGGCUGACUGUAUGUCGAGUUCUGUGGUUACCAACCUUUUAAAAGAAAAAUCUCACGGCACACCACUAAGCUCUGAAAUACAUCUAUAUAUACAUAUGUCUAUUUAGGGGGACUUUUUUUGUUUUAAUUAAUUAAAUUAAAAAUCUAAAAAUUAAAUUUAUGCAUUUUGCAGACACUUUUAUCCAAAGUGACUUACAGUGCAUUCAGGCUAUCAAUUUUUACCUAAUUUUAAUUAAACAAUGCAUUGUCAGACUUGGUAUUGUGGCUUUAUAUGAUCAGCCCCUUGACAUUUAAUAAAAAUCAUGCUCAAA
This is a messenger RNA of Carassius gibelio (silver crucian carp), 1127 nucleotides long. RefSeq names its product tumor-associated calcium signal transducer 2-like. The transcript has 7 exons. The coding region runs from base 16 to 858 and encodes 280 amino acids. Lineage: Eukaryota; Metazoa; Chordata; Actinopteri; Cypriniformes; Cyprinidae. The record is from RefSeq and is a predicted model, not a curated record. Gene Ontology annotation, cellular component: membrane.